Amoebophrya sp. A25 is the source of this 5817-nucleotide messenger RNA. The record is from the annotation of a GenBank genome assembly. Lineage: Eukaryota; Dinophyceae; Syndiniales; Amoebophryaceae.
CUUUUUUACCUGAACCUGCUAAACAUGGACUAGUCAGACAGUUGUGAUUUCGCGUAAAAGUGCAAUAGUUUUUAGCUUCCAAACGUCACAGAUUCAUGAAAGACAAGAAUAUGCUCGUGGUCUACGCCUCGUCCUCGUUCCCUACGAUGCAUUGUAGCGCUUGAGUGGUCGUGCCUUCGAAUACGAAGAUGAGCGCGAUUUGGGGGCACAAAAGGAAAAGCUCCACUCCUGUGGUAGGCGCAACGAGCACCGCGAGAUCCGUAACAACUUCUGUUCCGGGCGAUGCUUCACGAUGUUCGCCUAUGCUGAGAAGCAUCUGCCAAACGCUGAUGGAAAGGGUAGUUGUACUCCGAGUGCUUGUGAUUAAGGCUUCCCACAAUUCUUCUUGAGAAGCAUCUUUGGAGUAUUUUCAAAGGGAAAAAUGGUCAAAGAUGGGCUUCAAGAUGAAUAGCGGGAAGGUCUAAUGUGAUCUUUGUUUGCCUCGUUUCACUCCCGACUUUUGUUGAGGGGUUCGGAUGCUUCUCCGAUUACAGCAUGUCAUGGUGCAACAACCAAACCGAGGAGAGCUGCGUCCACGACUACACCUUUUCAGUCUCCCAUUUUCAGCGGAAGCUGGACGGCUACUACAGGCACAACCGGAGGCCGCCGAUUCUAGAGGCUUAUUUUCUGCUCAAGACUCCAAAGCCAUACCAAGACGAAUUUCUGACGGCAGAUUGUGCGCCGCCAUUGAUCAUGGCGUACCUUCUUGUGGCAGAGUCGAGAAUCCAGUUUGAUCCGCAGGCUUUAGGAAUAUUCGACAUGGCGAUGCAACAUAUCCAGUCGAUGUCCCCAGAGCAAACAUUUAUGCUCACGCAGACGGACACCUGGCCUUUCAGUGAGGCUGUUCAACGCAUAGAAGCCAGUGCGGAAUACUACGACACGCUCAGAGCAAGACGCGGCUACCCAGGAGGGGCGAUGUUAGGACUUUCGCGUUUAAACCGAAAUGAGAAGGACUUGAAGUGAACAUUGCGCGAUGAUGAGGUUUUUUUUCGUUGCAGAAGGUCUCGAUAGAGAAAAAAAGCAUUCUUGGCACUAUUUGGUCCUGCCGUGUUAGUUUUUCAGGAUGAAAUCAGUGACAUUGUCGGUCUAAAGACUUUCGAAUUUCUAACUUCCUUGGAUGGAGGACCCCAAGCUCAAGCACAACCGGCACCGGCGGGAGCUGUCUCAGCAUCCUCUCUGGCAAAUGGAGUUCAGUUCACGCCAAUCACGAUGGAUUUUGUGAUGUCGCAUUGUAAGGAGCGGGACUUUCAGUGGAUGGACAAGGACAUGCGAAAUCACCUGUCGUAUGGAGUGCAAGGAAGGCUACUCAUCUACGAAAAAUGCCAUGAACAGAUUGCCACGGACGACCCGUUCUUCGCCCAAAGCAUCGUAGCUAGCCGCAUGUUCACGAGGGGCGUCAUUUCUGUUCCAACACCAGACCCCAGCUUCGUUGCGCGAGGAGACGAGUGCUCAGCAUACUUGAGACACAUCGUGGAUCGCUACGGGACAGAAAUUCCUAAUGCUGGGAUGUUGACAGGAUUAUGGCUUCAAGGAAUCCAUCUUAGCCAACAUCUUGGGGCCAAUUCCUAAAGAAAAACAGGCACUGCUGGGACGCAUCACAAGAUGGAUGUCUCGUAGCUCUAACAGGAGGAGGAAAUGGUGGAGGACAAGGAGUAGGAAAUGCAAAGGGAGCGGUUGUCAACAGUGAUUUGGCAGACUUUACGAUUUUCAUGCAUAGCGAUCCUUACGACCACAUGCACAUGAGUUUCAUGGGCGUGAUCUUGCAGGCGGUGGCUCGUGGGACUUUUGAACAGCACUUCAUGCACCUUAACGGCCCUAGGCACGUUCGCACACUAACCCCAUGCCUUCAGGCAGUGAGCGAAGCGAUUUUUGGACACCCUAUCACGUACUCAGUCGGGCCGUACUGCUGUGCACAGUUUUUAGUUAUGGCACAAUAAGAAGAUUGUAUCUUCAGGUGGUUUCGAAGAUGGACUCGUCAGUGGGUUAGUUAUCCUUACUUUUCUCAGCGUUGAAACUGUAAGCUGCCUAACAGAAAUGAUCUAGAAAUCACCAACAUGGAGUCUAGAUCUCCUCGAAAGUUGCACUUCUUAUGAUUUUAGGAGCUGAAAAGUGUGAUAAUGUUCAGUGUAAGCUUCAUUUUCUCUAAAAGUAUGAGCUUAAGUGAUGUCUGGAUGUGAUUCACUAGUUUUUUCUGAUGCAAUGCAAAUGUUGGUAAAAGCUUUCAUCAGGAAAUGAAAUUGGAUUAAAAGUUCAUAAAAAACCAUUUUUUCGAGGAUUCCACUGAAAACGAAAAUCUGAGUUCGAAUUUAGGCAGGAGAGUGCAGGUUCGUGAGUGUGCGUUGACUAGAUGGGUAUUCUAGUUCGUGUUGUAAUCAUGUAAGUUGAAGCCUAUUCUGAGCUAUAGCUAUGUGGCACUUUCCUCCAACGUUUCUGCAUCUUCGAAUUAGUUGCCUACUGUUGCUAACUGGUGCACUUCCUUCCUUAGUCGUUUGCUCGCGUUGAUGGGCUAGAAACUUGCUGCUGCUGUUGUUGGUGUUGUUGGCGUUCUGUGUCUUACAAGAUGGGCCUACUCCUAUCAUCACUUGACUCAGGGGCCUUUUCGUUUUCCUCUCUCCCAAAUAGAGCCGUCAGGGGUCCAAGCGGGCCACCUCUUCUUCUUGCGCCUCUAUCUGUUCGACAGUGCGAAAUCGAGACUGGGGCUGCGGCCAAUCUUGACUUCGCAGUGUGGAAUCAAGACUCGGGCGGCGGCCAAUGGUCUUGAUUUCACAGCGCGGAAGCAAGACCCGGGCUGCGGCCAAUCUUGAUUUCACAGUGCGAAAUCAAGACUCGAGCUGCGGCUAAUCUUGAUUUCGCAGUGCGAAAUCAAGACUCGGGCUGCGGCUAAUCUUGGUUUCGCAGUGCGAAGUCAAGACUUUUCGUAGAUCUUUGCCGACUACGACAAAUCUUGAUUACGCACGGCGUAAUCAAGAUUUGUCGUAGAUGCGAAAAAUCGUUUUCAUCUUACGAAGAUUUGUCGCAUCUACGACAAGUCACGUCUCCACCACAGUGGAAGCAGGUUUGCGGGGGGUCGGCCAAGAUCUACGACAAAUCUUGAUUCCGCACUGCGGAAUCAAGAUUUUUCGUAGCCGGCCAAGAUCUGCGACAAAUCUUGAUUCCGCAGUGCGGAAUCUUGAUUACGCGCGGCGUAAUCAAGAUUUGUCGCAGAUGCGACAAAUCUUCGUAAGAUGAAAAAGAUUGGUCGCAUCUACGGCACAUCCUGUUUCCACCAGGUUUUUGGGGGGUCGGCCAAGAUCUACGACAAAUCUUGAUUCCGCACUGCGGAAUCAAGAUUUGUCGCAGCCGGCCAAGAUCUCCGACAAAUCUUGAUUCCGCAGUGCGGAAUCAAGAUUUGUCGUAGAUCUUGGCCGACCCCUCAAAAACCUGUUUCCACUGUGGUGGAAACAGGAUCUGUCGUAGAUGCGACAAAUCUUCGUAGGAUGAAAAAGAUUUGUCGCAUCUACGACAAAUCCUGUUUCCACCACAGUGGAAACAGGUUUUUGGGGGGUCGGCCAAGAUCUACGACAAAUCUUGAUUCCGCACUGCGGAAUCAAGAUUUUUCGUAGCCGGCCAAGAUCUGCGACAAAUCCUGACUUCGCAGCCCGAAUCUUGAUUACGCACGGCGUAAUCAAGAUUCGUCGUAGAUGCGAAAACUCUUUUUCAUCUUAUGAAGAUUUGCCGCAUCUACGACAAAUCACGUUUCCACCACUGUGGAAACGGGAUUUGUAGCAGUUCUGCCAAACCUACGACAAAUCUUGACUUCACAGUGCGGAAUCAAGGUCCGAGCUGCGGCUAGUCUCGAUUUCGCAGCGCGAAAUCAAGACUCGGGGCGGCUGCGGCUGAUCUGUCGUAGAUUUUGGCCGAUCUUGCAAAAACCUGCGUUACGCGGUGCGACCCACGAGCCGCCUCUGGUGCAGAAAAUAAAAAAUCAGUUCCUGGCGCAUAUUUUUCGCUCUGAUAAAGGUAAGCACCGACAGAAUGGACUUUACGGAUUUCAUUCGUCUCAAAAAUAAUCCUAGAAGGAAAGCUCCACUCUGUCGCUGCUUAUCGUUAGCCGAAUGCUAGCCCUAGCCGACAGCGGACGCUGCUAGUUGAAAUGGAUAGACGCCGACCGGUCGCAUGGCUCGCGUUGUUGUUCCUCUUUUUGCGUUUUCGUUGUUGGGCCAGGCGGUGGCGGAUGCUCUCCCGGACUCAUGUCGUCGAUAGAAUAACACACAGCACCAUAUUAACACUAAGCAACUUUCUCGGACCUGUUAGAUUUGGUUGGCAAAGUGCCACUAAGAUAGUCCUCUCUCAGUUAUGGUCUAGUCUUGGUCCUGGAUAUUGCCUAUUCUUGGAUAGGGUCGAAACAGGUGAAUUAGAAGUUUUAGUGCAACUAGUUGACGAUGAUACUGAUAGCGAACCAAUGAAUCGUGAUCAUCGUGAUUCGUUGUCCCAUGUUGCGAUGCUAGUAUUUUGUCCUUAUUUUCUAAUCGAAUCUCGCGCGAUCGCAUCCAGAGCAGGCCUCUCGCUUUCUAUGAGCGAAUGCGUGCGCUGGUCAACGGAUCGAUGCCCUAUGAUCUGUGCACGACGUCCAGGGUAGCACGAAGUACCCACUGCUACGGCAUGGAGUUUCUCUGGCAUAUCGUCUUUGGGGAGGAAGCAGACCCACCUUUGCGUCAAGACGACCCUACUUAAGGCCCAACACAAUUCAUUCUCAAGGGUCAUUUCUCAUUGUUUCUUUCUUUGGACGACGAUUGGAAGAAAUGCAGGCAGCAAGGGAGCACUCUCAGCAUCAUCCUUGUCCCUUUUUCUACUUGAAGACCGGGGAAGAUCAAAGAGGCACUCAGGGCUGCUCCAACCUAAGAACAUGAUAAAAGGGACUGGAACGACAGGAGGUAGUUGAGCUCUAACCUAAUCUGCCUGUUGCCUUUCGCCUAAAGUUCGGAGUGGAGCAUGAUAAAAGGGACUGGAACGACGUGGUGCUCAGUCCUAACGUGCCCAAGAAUUAUGCUUUCUCUGAUGAUCAUUCAAUUUCAAUUUGAUAACAAGGAUGAGAAUCCUAGUGCAGCUUUUCUUAGGUGAAAAGCAACUACUUGUUGCUCGCCAUCGCCGAUGAGUAGAAGGUUCUCACGUACACGAUAUUGUUGACAACAAAGCACACUUACUGUUGUACUACAUCGGCAAGAUAAUGGGUCAUUAAAAACUGUCUUUCUCAACCAUUCAGCAUCACGUCUCUAAGAAAAAAUUGUAACGCAGCAGGAUUGGGAUGGAGAGAAUUUCGUCUACACGCGUGGCGGACCAGGCACUGAAAAACGUGGGGACGACGCCCCGCGACCUGCGUAAGGGAAUGGAUCGCCUAGUAGUGUCAGAACGCGGGGACGACGCGCCGCGACCUGCGUAAGGGAAUGGAUCCGCCUAGUAGAGUGCUGCGGGUAUUCUUGUGUGGCAACGACAUAUAGUGAUGGAAUAGUAAACGACAUCUAGCGAUUAAUAUCAGGAAACAAGAAGGGCAGUUCGGGACACAUAAUGAUUUCUUGGGGUGAACAAGGGACGGAUUGAAUGCGGUAUUUCGACGAGAUGACAGAUGACACAACGCCGUUGAUGAACAAAUGAUAGUUCGCUCAAGAAGAUGACUACAUCUUCUUAGAAAAAUACUGACGCAAACGUAAUAAAUUUUACGAGGACAUUGUCGUGGACAGACACGCAAAUACUAAGUUAAUAGGCCUUGUUUCCCGCAUGGGCAAACGAUGGUACUUCUAU